AACCGCAUGCACGCAUGGGUGAUUUCAUUCUCACCGGUAUGGUAUAGACCGAAUUGAUCUAGUUUUAGUUUGUUGAAGAAGAACAUAAAUACUAUAAUGCAUGUUUACCGACUACAUUACUUUCACUCUAGAGGCAGGGGCGAAGUAGCAAGACUGUUAUUUCAUGCUGCAGGUCAGCAAUUUGAUGACGUCAAGUACAACCAAGAAGGAUGGCAGGCAUUUAAGCCAAAAACACCAUUGGGACAGUUACCAUGUUUAGAAAUUGAUGGAACUCUCUAUGCACAAUCCAAUGCUAUAAACAGUUAUCUGGCAAAAGAAUUGGGAUUUUAUGGCAAUGGAAAUACUGAUGCAUUAAAAGUAGACGUGAUUGUUGGUGUCAUUGGUGAUUUAAUUCCAAUUCUGAUCAGAAUAUUUUUCUUAGAGCAAGAUGAAACUAAAAAGAAAGAGCUUCUUAAUAAAUUGGUCACUGAAGACACUCCUAAAUUUUUCACCAAUCUUGAAACAAUUUUAAAAGCUAACAGGAAUGGCUAUUUCGUUGGUGAUUCGUUGACUCUAGCAGAUAUUGCGGUUUAUGACAUCACAGAUCCUUUACUUCAACAAAAAGAAGAUCUACUUUCAUCGUUCUCAUUAAUACAAGAAAACAGAAAAAAGGUGGAAUCCAACCCAGGUCUCGCCAGUUAUCUUAAAACUAGAAAAUAAAAUAUAUCUCCGGAUAACCCCAGCCAAUAGACACUAUCGAUAAUUGCGUAAAAUCCGAGUUGUAUUUAGUUAUACGUGUAUAAUGAUUUGUGAUAAAAAGAUCAUAAACACACAUAUUGUUGAGUUUAGUUCAAGGGCAUAGACCUACCCAAUUUAUGUUUCGUUCGAAUCAAUGUCGUACUUAAGGUAAUUCCAAACUUCUGAUAUAGAUAAAUGGUUGUUGUCCGAGAAACUACACAUGAACACGUGCACUGAAAGGCGGGAAAGUUAAAGCGUUUAUACAAUUUGGACUUAUGCUGUAAUGGUUAGUCUUUUGGAAUUACACAGCCCCUUUAGACGCGCAAGUUAAACUGAUU
Patella vulgata (common limpet) is the source of this 1055-nucleotide messenger RNA. RefSeq names its product S-crystallin SL11. Gene Ontology annotation, biological process: glutathione metabolic process. The record is from RefSeq and is a predicted model, not a curated record. The transcript is spliced from 5 exons. The coding region runs from base 97 to 699 and encodes 200 amino acids. Gene Ontology annotation, molecular function: glutathione transferase activity. NCBI's taxonomy places the organism in Eukaryota, Metazoa, Mollusca, Gastropoda, Patellidae.